Molecule: messenger RNA, 1575 nt
Organism: Ostrinia furnacalis (Asian corn borer)
Lineage: Eukaryota; Metazoa; Arthropoda; Insecta; Lepidoptera; Crambidae
Gene: Hp1b-l
Product: heterochromatin protein 1beta-like protein
Exons: 6
Coding region: 117-656 (179 amino acids)
Cellular component (GO): nucleus
Source: RefSeq, a predicted model, not a curated record
UUGCAUGACAAGAUUUUAGGAAUUUGUAAUCGAAAGGCUUUGAAUUAGUGGUGGUGACUUCCAAGUUUUCUUAAGAAAAGUUUGAUAGUAUUAUUACUAUAAAGUUAUAACUAAGAAUGGCUGAGAAGAAGAAGGAAGGUGAACCAGAAGUGGAAGAAGAAUUCUCUGUGGAGAAAGUACUGGACAGGCGUAUUCGGAAUGGCAAGGUGGAGUAUUUUUUAAAAUGGAAAGGUUACACGGAUGCUGACAACACAUGGGAACCCGAGGAGAAUCUUGACUGCCCAGACCUCAUCCAAGCAUUUGAGGAAGCAAGGAAAAAAAAAGAAGCAGAGGGCAAAGUGUCUAAAAUUGAAAAGGAUGCUAAAAAGCGCAAGUCGUCUGCAGCAACUCCAGACUUGAAAGGUGCCAAAAAAAGCAAGAGUGAUGACAAGAAAGCUUCAGGCUUUGACCGGGGCUUGGAGCCAGAGAAAAUUAUUGGUGCGACAGACAGCAGCGGCGAGCUGAUGUUCCUAAUGAAGUGGCAGGGUACAGACGAGGCUGACUUGGUCCCCGCAAAGCAGGCCAAUGUGCGCUGCCCGCAGGUCGUCAUCCAGUUCUACGAGGAGCGGCUGACGUGGCACACGCCCGCGCCCGACGAGGCCAACAAUGAAGAUUAAAUUAAGGAGCAACAAUAAACAUGAUAUCAUCAUCACUGUCUUCAAGGAAUUUGUAUGAGCAAUAUUUGUGAAACAAAAAGUUUGUGAAUGAACAGAAUAAUUUUAGUGGUGUUUAAUAGCAAAUGCUUAGCCUAGGCGCAGACCACUGAUUUUUAGUCGGCCGAUAGUUGGGCCCGAUUCUGAUUUGUAUGAAGAGUCGGCCGAUCAAUCGGUGAAAUGUGCGCACUUUCAUACAUCUCCAUACUGAUUAACUGAUCGAAUAAAGUAACGACCGCCCGACGAAAAAUCGGUGGUUUGCGCCUAGGCUAAACAUAUUGAGAAAAUUACUGUAUUGACAUAAGACGGUGUUGAUUGAUUAAAAUAAUUUUGUGACAUCUGCAGAUAAGUUAAUUUGUUAAAUAUUGACUGCUUGGCACACAUUGAUUAAAAGAAACUCAUCGAGAAGCUUGAAUAUUUUGAAACCAUAAUAAUAAUUUGUUAUUGUUGCACUGUCUGUACAGAAUUAUUUGAUUGUUUUGUAUAAUUAGAUAAGUCGGACGGUGGCAAUAGUUUAUGGAAAAGUAGAAAGAAUAGUAUAAGUAUACUUAAAUAAAAUAUGCGUUAGAAUAGAAAGGUAUGGAACAGUUAAAAUGAUUUUCUGACUACACAAUGGCAUUGGCUGUUAGAUUGUGAGCUAUCACAUCUUUGAGAAGUUGGUAGAGAUAUUGAAUGAGAACGUAAAUGUUUUCGUUGUAAGUACAGUUCCAGACUUGUAAGUUUUUAUAACGCGAUAAAUGCAUCCGACUAAUGUCUGUUAUCUAGAUAGUGAACUGAAAAUUGGCCCUAUGUUAAUUGAAAAUUGAACCUUCUGUUGUUUUCUAGUACAGUCUUAAUUCUGUCAGUUAAUUGUACUGUAGAGAGAAACCAGCGAUGUUAACAU